AUGGAACGUAACGACUUCGUGCCGUACUAUCGAUAUGGCCUCGAUGUGGGCACACACGAUCAUGUUCACGAGAAUAACAGCAUUGCGGAGAAGCUGUACAGCGAGGUGCGCAUUCUCUGCUGGAUAAUGACGAAUCCCGCCAACCAUCAGACGAAGGCGCGCCACGUGAAGCGCACUUGGGGUAAGCGUUGCAAUAAGUUGAUCUUCAUGAGCUCAGCCAAGGAUAAAGAGCUGGAUGCCGUGGCGCUGCCCGUCGGCGAGGGACGCAACAAUCUAUGGGGAAAAACAAAGGAAGCAUAUAAGUACAUCUACGAGCAUCACAUGAACGAUGCAGACUGGUUCCUCAAAGCAGACGAUGACACCUAUACGAUUGUAGAGAAUUUGCGCUAUAUGCUAUAUCCCUACAAUCCCGACACGCCCGUCUAUUUUGGCUGCAAAUUCAAACCGUUUGUUAAGCAAGGCUACAUGUCCGGUGGAGCUGGUUAUGUGCUUAGUCGCGAGGCUGUGCGUCGCUUCGUGGUCGAAGCUAUUCCAAAUCCGAAACUUUGCAAGAAGGACAACACUGGCUUCGAAGAUGUGGAAAUAGGCAAGUGCUUGGAGAAUGUUAAAGUUCUUGCGGGUGAUUCCCGAGAUACCAAUGGGCGUGGUCGCUUCUUUCCUUUUGUGCCGGCGCAUCACUUGAUACCUUCGUUUAUGGACAACGAAUACUGGUACUGGAAGUACAUCUAUUACAAAACCGAUGAGGCGAGUUUUUUCAAAUUCUAA
This is a messenger RNA of Drosophila grimshawi, 765 nucleotides long. RefSeq names its product glycoprotein-N-acetylgalactosamine 3-beta-galactosyltransferase 1. Gene Ontology annotation, molecular function: N-acetylgalactosaminide beta-1,3-galactosyltransferase activity. The record is from RefSeq and is a predicted model, not a curated record. Lineage: Eukaryota; Metazoa; Arthropoda; Insecta; Diptera; Drosophilidae. The transcript has a single exon. The coding region runs from base 1 to 765 and encodes 254 amino acids. Gene Ontology annotation, cellular component: membrane.